Messenger RNA from Moneuplotes crassus, 1128 nucleotides. The record is from the annotation of a GenBank genome assembly. NCBI's taxonomy places the organism in Eukaryota, Ciliophora, Spirotrichea, Euplotida, Euplotidae.
UAUAAAUGGAAAGUAGACAAGAAAUCUCAAGUUUGAUUUUUCAAAGAGCAAGUUGGAAGAAAGUUUCAUUUAACACAUUCGCAAGCCAGCUUCUAAUUUGACUCCCAAUUGUAGGCGGAGGAGUAUUCAGCACGCUUCUAGCAGAAAGAGGGCAUAGUGUCCCCAUGCUUCAACUAGCAUUACUAUAUCUGUUCCUGUGUAUUUGGCUAUCUAAAUAUUUCUUUGAAACUAUGAGCCUGACAUUUAAAGAUAUCGUAUUCCUAUCGAUCACAGGGAUUUUAGACUGCCAUGCUAAUUUUCUGAUAGUAAAAGCUUAUUCAUACACGACGAUUACUAGUGUGAUGAUUCUAAUGGUGUUCACAGUCCCAUCAGCUGUCUUCCUUUCAGUGUUAUUUCUGAGAAUCAAAUACUGAUGGCUGCAUUAUGCUAGCUGAGUGUUAAGCAUUUGCUCAGUCAUCAUAGUCAUUAUCUGAGACAUCUAUGAAUAUGAACAUAAUGAUGACAUCAAUAGAAUGAGCAUUAUCUUUGGCGAUCUGUUCUGAAUAAUUGGUGUGUUUUUCCUAGCUUCUACUAAUGUUUACCAGGAAUGGCUUAUUGGGAAAAACUAUCAAAUAAGUGAGAUUUUGGCAUUCCAAGCUCCUAUUGGGGUUGUUUUUGCUAUUCUUGAGGGAUGGUUAAUAGGUGAAUUCACAGAUAUUUUCUCAACAAGCCCACAGGAUAUUGUUCCUUGUAUAUUAUUUUUACUUGGAUUUGCUUUGGUAAAUUUUAUUCUAUACAAUUUUAUUCCAUAUUUUAUAUCGAUGGCUGGGGCAACUCUGAUGAACAUUGGAAAUUUGACUGCAUCUGUAUACUCUAUGCUGUUUGACAUCUUUCUGUUCAAUGGAAAUUUCAAGUGGUUCUACUUAAUCGGAUUCCUAUUCCAGAUUACUUCAAUCUUUUUGUUCAGUCUUAAAGACCCAAUUUGCAAAGAAAACGCCUCUCAAGAGCCAAGCAAAGCUCCUAAGUACACUGAAUUAAAAUCAAAGGAGGAGUUAGUACAACCUAUGUUGCUCUAGAGGUUUCCUUAACUUCUCCCUAAGCUUCUACAGGCAAAACCCAAGUUUCUUGCGGCUUGAAAUAUUUAAUUAC